AUGGAAGCUAAGGACGAAAAUCUCUUAGGCGAAUCGUCUUAUAGUUUGGAGAAGGAGUUACCGUACUCCCAUUUCCUCGAUCAAACAUCAGAACAAGAAAAGAGCGCUCAUUAUAAAAAGGGAGGUUAUCACCCCGUCAAAAUUGGAGAUGAAUAUUGUGAAAGGUACUAUGUGAUAAGAAAAUUAGGCUUUGGUACUUAUUCUACUGUUUGGCUUUGUUGGGAUAAGAAAGACGAACAUUUUGUGGCCCUAAAAAUUCAGGAAUCAAGUUCAACUUAUUCUGGCAUUGCUUUUCGAGAAAUCAAAUUUCUCAGAAUCGUGGAUGAAGCUGAUGCUCAAGACCCGAGACGAAAUAGAUUAGUUCGCCUUUUAAAUGAUUUCCAAAUUAGUGGUGUUAAUGGACAACAUAUUUGCCUGGUAUUCGAAAUCACUGGCUAUACCUUGUACACACUAUUAUUACAAUACAAUGGCAAAGGCAUCCCAUUAGCCAAUGUCCGUACAAUAAUGAAGCAUGUUUUAGAAGGUCUCGAAUAUCUCCACUGCAAAUGCAAACUCAUCCAUGGGGAUGUGAAACCCGAAAAUAUUCUCAUGUGUGUUAGAGAAGAUUACAAUUUAAAACUUGCAUGUGAAGUAGCUGAAAUGUACCGGUCCAAAAUUAAAUUACCCGCUUCCGUUAUUGCCAACGCGCCACUAGGCUCAAUGAGAACAUUCAAGCAAAUUAAAGCAGAUCGAAGGCGAACAUCAUCUUUCAGAAGGCAAGUUAAAAUUAUUAUGGACACCAUCGAAGAGAAAAAGAAAAUCGCUGAAUCUGAAUCGAUUGGGAAUACUUCUUACUCUCCUUCCCCAUCCUCGAGCAGUGAUAGAAAGUUGAAAUUCAAUCCAGUCUUUGAAGAAAGUGAAUUUGAACUUAAAAUUGCUGACCUUGGACUAGCUUCCAGGAUUGGAGGACGGCUUCAUACAAUCAUCCAAUCAAGACCAUAUAGAUCUUUAGAGGUUCUAAUUGGCGCCAAGUAUAAUGCUGCAGCAGAUAUUUGGAGCACCGCCUGCAUGGCGUUUGAACUAGCCACAGGAUGCUACCUAUUUAAACUAGAUUCUAAAAUUACUCACCCGGACGUAAACCAUUUAGUCAAAAUUAUAGAUUUAUUAGGAAGCAUUCCAAAAGAAAUUGUUCAAAGUGGCUGGAAGUACCAAUUUUUAUUAAGCAAGCAAUACAAUCUUCCUCAUAUCCAUGAAUUACAACCGUCAGGUCUGGAAGACAUAUUGCAGAAAAAAUAUGAUUGGUCUCUAGGAGAUGCCCAAGAAUUUGCUGCUUUCCUUUUACCAAUGUUGCAGUAUGAUGUGGACAAAAGAGCUACCGCAUCAGAAUGUUUGAAGCACCCAUGGUUGAGCCUCAAUAAGCCCCUGUAG
Ceutorhynchus assimilis (cabbage seed weevil) is the source of this 1407-nucleotide messenger RNA. Lineage: Eukaryota; Metazoa; Arthropoda; Insecta; Coleoptera; Curculionidae. The record is from the annotation of a GenBank genome assembly.